Bombus pascuorum is the source of this 5524-nucleotide messenger RNA. RefSeq lists its product as uncharacterized. The record is from RefSeq and is a predicted model, not a curated record. NCBI's taxonomy places the organism in Eukaryota, Metazoa, Arthropoda, Insecta, Hymenoptera, Apidae. Gene Ontology annotation, cellular component: nucleus. The coding region runs from base 2086 to 3558 and encodes 490 amino acids. The transcript has 3 exons. Gene Ontology annotation, biological process: regulation of transcription by RNA polymerase II; embryonic morphogenesis. Gene Ontology annotation, molecular function: RNA polymerase II transcription regulatory region sequence-specific DNA binding; DNA-binding transcription factor activity, RNA polymerase II-specific.
AACUAGAAGCUAACCCGGAGGAUCUUAUCUCGCUAUCCUGCGCGUAUAACGUGCACCCUCGUGGACCGCCGCUGUACUCGGUCCGUCAUUUCCCGUCUUCAACGGCCAGUCAGUUGGGAAUCCACAACAAGCACGUCAAAAACCUGCCAAUCAAACUUCCAAUUUCCAUCAAUCACCGACCGUUCGAUACCGUCGUCUAUCGUAGCCCGGUAGAACGCGAGCCACCCCUGCCUCGUCCAUACACCCUCGUACGUGCAAGUCCAGAGAUCGCGAAAUUUCCGCAGAAAAAAUGAUCCUGCCCGUUGCAGCAGCUCGACCAAGGUAUCCCGACAACGUCAUUAUCUCGUCAAACGGCCGCGUAGCCACGACGACGCGACGACGCGACGACGCGACGUGGGAAACGAGGAGGAAACGCGCGCGCGCGCGUACACGCGUGCUCACGCACAGGUACCGACACAGACGCACGCAGGGAUUGCCAAUCAAUUCGCGCAUCGCGCCCGGGAAUUAGACAAUUAGGAGUCGUCACGUUCCCCGAGCAGUCGCCUCGUCAUCCCGGACCCCGCGUCGUUCCGCUUCAGCCCCUUCGAGCCGACCUUCCCCCACGCUCGUCCACUCGCUCGUUUUCAUCCCCACGCGCGACCACGCGCAUCAAGCGCCACCACGUUCUCGAUCCAAGCAACGCCAUCUGCCAGACGAUGGGAACGCGAGGGGCCAACUCGAUUUCCCCGAUGCCGAAGCGGGAGAAGAACUCGAAGGCGACGUUGAAACUGGUGUUGGAUUGGCCGAGUCGCGCGGUACAAACACGCCCACCGAACAGGGGUCCGGGUUAGGGCUGUGGUGUGACUGGAGUGGUUCGCAUUGGCCGAGGAUAGGACACGGUACCGGUUGCACGGGUUCCGCGGGGGCGGCGCGCCACGGCGGCAAGCACCGCGACGCCGGCCGCCACCGAGAAGAGAGAGGACGUCUCGGCAGGCCGCAGCCGCAGCCGAACUGGUAAUCAGUGUCGUUUCCGCGCCAGCACUGGCCACCACGCGGCAGAUUACGCAGAUUACGCUCUGCACACCCCCCGCGCGUAGCCGAACGUUGUGACACCGGAUUGUGAGAGUGCGACGGGGACGAUACGCGGAUCCUCGCUUCGGCUACGAGCUUCGGUUACCUGGGAAAUUGCAUCGCCUGUUGUACUUGAUCCUUGGACGGAAUCGUUCGACGGGACUCUGACAACCAGAGAUACGAGGUUGAGAAGUGCGCCUGGUUCUUGGCUCUCGCGAUUCAACGUCGUUUCGUAACUGCACUCGCGCGACAGACUGUGAGCGUCGGAAACGCAGAUCGAUAUGUAUUGACGCGUCGCACGUUCGGUCGAAUCGAUACCGAAAAGUGGAUCGAAGAAAGAACCGUAACAGCGAUAAUGUCGUUGGCUGCUUGAGCAGAAAGACCGGGAGAAAUCGAAUCGUCAUGCCGGUCUCGUAAAGAAACUGUUGUGACUUUAAUGGGGGGAUCCGCUCGCGCCGGCUCGGUCGGUCCACGACGAUGCGGCGGCUUCUGAGAAUAACGGGCUUGGGAGUCGUUCGUCGAAUGCCAGCCCGUGUACAUUGCCGAUGAUGCUGCUCAGUAUCGAACUAAUUGCGAGUCGAUAAACUGCUGCGAUGACAGUUGUCCCUUGGACGUCGCACUGACGUUCGGCAGUUCGCGUCGAUAAGCGUGCAGAAGCGAGGAAAACGGAGAACGAUGACCACGACGUCGUAGGUCGGUGGACGAUACUCGUGCCGGUAGAAGACGAACGGUUUGCAAGGAUAAAGCGGUGGCGAGUAACACGAACGUCCGCUCGUUAGCUGCUAGUGACGUCGAGGAGAUAGCCGAGUGAAAAUUACGAUGUGCGUUAAGUGAUCGAUGGCGAGGUCUUGCAGAGACAUUUAGGAAGCUCGUGCUUCGACCGAGGCGAAGGAUAGGCGCUACGACAAAAUUCAUAGCCUGGUAACUUGUCGAGAAUCCCGAGAGGGAAACGUCGGGAACCUCUCGAUCGACAAGCUGAUCCCGCGAUCCUCGUUGUCGUGCGAUACGAAAAAGAAGGAAAAAAGGAUAAUCGGCAUGAGUAACAGCGAGGGCGUGGUGACGGGCCAAGGAACCGGAAACGAUCGCCUGUGCGAGGACGUCGAUAUGGCAACUUCGACGUCCGCGUCGUCCAACUUGAAGCCACGAAGCGGCAAGAUCAGCUUCAGCGUGGACUCCCUGCUGAGCGACAUGAAGAAGACCGGUGUCAGCGGUGGCGCGUUCGCUCGACGAGAGAGCGACGAUCGGAUGGAUACCGAGAAAAACGUGGACGUGGAAGCGAGGUAUCGCGAGUUGCUUCUCGAGCAGCAGAGACUUCAGAGUAGAGAGUUACUAGCGAGGUUGAGUCCGCACGGGCUGGCGUUCGCGAAUCAUCAUCAUCAUCAUCAUCAUCCGUCGAGCAGACUGGAUCAGGAUCAUCCGUCGGCUGGUCGGCAGGAGAUUCUCACCGUGAAGGAUUUCUCGAGAACGGCCAGUCACGACAAGUCCUCGUCGCCGAUUAGAAUAGACCAGGAGGUUCAGAGGGAUCGAGACGAUCGGCGAUUGUCGGCCAGUUCGCCGGCCAACAGGAUCGCCGAAUCUAUGAUUCAGAGGGAACGCGGCCAAGAGGAGGACGAGAGGAUGGACAGGAUCGCCGGUCCGCGAUCCGUGUCGCCGGUCAGUAGACGAGAGAUCAUGGACGAUAGAAGCGACUCCGAGGCGAAUCGUUCGCUGGAAGGCGACAGAACCACCGAUCAUUUGGAUCUGGAGGAUCAAGAGAUCAGAAGCGUGGGACAGUCGGAGGAUUUAAACGUGAUGGACUCGGACUGCGAGCUGGACAGAGAGCUGGACAACAAUCAAGAGAAGGAGGAGAAGUCGAGUCCGGUAGUGCCUCAACCGAUUCAUCCAGGAGUUCAGAGGCCGUCUCAAGGACCGCCUUACCUCGCCGGUGCACCCGGUGCACCCGGCUGGAAUCCUGCGGGAUUUCCGCAUUCUCUCGCGGGCUUCGCGUGGCUACCCCCACCUCCGCACCCGCACAAUCCUCACGGACAUCUUUACACGCCUCACGGAGGGCCAACUAGUCCGAACGGCGACCUGAGGCUGCCAGGACCGGGGCCAGGGCCGGUCAGGUGCACCCUGAGGAAGCACAAGCCAAAUCGCAAACCGAGGACACCGUUCACCACGCAGCAGCUGCUCUCUCUGGAGAAAAAAUUUCGCGAAAAGCAGUACCUAACCAUCGCCGAACGAGCGGAAUUCUCGUCGUCCCUUCACCUCACGGAAACGCAGGUGAAAAUUUGGUUCCAAAACAGGCGAGCGAAGGCGAAGCGCCUGCAGGAGGCGGAAAUCGAGAAGCUGAGGCUUUCCGCGAGGCCCUUGUUGCACCCGAGUUUUGGCUCUGGCCUGAUGUUCUCCGGAGUGGGGCCUCCUGGAACACCAGGAGUGCCUCCCUUCAUCGCGGCGGCCAUGGCUAGGCACACCCAUGUCGCAGCCGCGGCAGCCAUGUUCAUGGGGCCCCCUGGACACAGACCUUAAUAAGGCAGAGUCGAGCUGCGCGAACUCAAGUCGCUCGAAUCCUGGCCAGUCUGCCUCAUCCAGACUGCUGAACGACAAGAAACGCGUUGCGAGAUUCGAUCGAACUCGAACAACUCGCGGAAUCGACUGGACCAUAGCCUGGCGGCUCGUCGACUUCGUUUGGAAAAAAAAAACGACGAGAUUCGUUGGAAGCGACCAUGGAAUCGCUGUACGGCUAAGAGGUGGAAGAAACGAGGACCAGAGAGGAAUCUGUGGUGGUUUGGAAGAUGGUGAUGGGUUUGGAGAAUUGGUGUUAACGUUUUGAGAUUCGAUAGAGGAGGGAAAUUAUUUUUUCGUGGCGCGAUCGGUGUUGGAGAAUGAAACGAAGGGUGAAAUAAAUCCAGCAGCAGCUUCGAACGUAGGCUUUUCGAAUUUGUGGUAGUAAAUAUUCAGUGAUUUGUGAUUGCGAGCAAAAUAGCGAAGGAAAGAAAGGAGAGAACGUGGUUUUCGAAGGGUGCCAUCGCGAACGACGUACCGCGAUAAUUAAGCUGCACGUUCCAAAAAAGACUUUACGAUGUAUCGCCAGGAAGAGGAAAAGAAACCGAUAACCACCGGUCGGGUGAAAAGCGCGGUCUUCAAACUCAUCACCGUUGGAGAACCUCGGAGAAAUCGGAGAUUUCGCUUCCAUCGAAUCUGCGAAACCUAUCCCAGUGACGAUAAGUGAAGGAUCUGGUAGGGACGCGAAGGAAAUUGUAGGCGAAGUCGGCGCGAGUUUAUAACACGCGAUACGAGAACGCCGGUGUUCGUUCGUCGUAGGAAGCGACACGACGAAAUGUUUUUGACUUUGGUCGCGAAACGAUAAAUCGACGGUGACUUUUACUGCCGCGAUCAUUCGCCAGAGUCGGGGAAAAGUCUUUGAAAACGUGGCACCGAACUCGCUGCCUUUCGUUUCUCUUUUAUUUUUCUACGUUCGGCCGUUUCUUCGCCUCGAAAUCGUUUCGUUGCACGCGAAACAGACACGGAUGAAUUUACGAAUACGACGACGAACGUGAUCGAAUAGUCGAGAGGCUGGUCCGUACGAUCGUGACGCGACGGCAUUUAGAAAGCAUUUUCAAGGCGUUUGAUCUCACAAUGAAACAAAAAUCGUACGAAACCGAUGUAUAUAUUGUAAAUAGACGUGUAUCGAAUCGCGUAAGUGUACGUAUGUAUAUAUAAAUAUUAAUAUAUCGACGCAUGUACAGGACGUUCGGCUUCCGAUUUCGCGAAGAGAGAGAAUGCGAGGAAAACCGGAGGCGAUCGACGAAAAGAACAAAACGAGAAGCGACUCUCGACGACGUUGUGAUCGCGACUCCGCCGUUUCAAUUAACCCGCUCCUUCGGCUCGUUUAUCCCCCGGAGGGAAAUUUACGGGUGAGAUAAUCGAUUAGGUUGAAGAAAAAGAAGAAGAGAGAAAUACGCUACGUAGCCGAUGACUCCACUCUAGAACAGCUCAGCUAGAAUUCCCGCUCGCAAAUCGUUCUUUAACGAUCGCAUCGAACCGAGUCGAGAAGUUCGACAGGUCGGACGUCUCGUUCGUUUAAUCGGUCUUUCAUCGAGGUACGCGCACAGAGAUUCGAAAUUAGAGACUCGACACGCGAUCUUCAAUAUUCUCCGCUGAACGCAGCAACCGGUGUGAUGUAACAAAUAAAUUCUCUUUUUUCUAAAAGGUACGUAGAAAUCCGCGCGUUUGCCCAGCCAAAUUCUUCGCUAGAUUCGGUAAAUGCGAGCGUUAAACGGGAUAUUUUUUCUGUUUCGCGCGUCGUCCAAAGGACGAGGAGAAGCGUAAAUUCCAAUGGCAUCCGCGACCGAUUCGAGAUCGACGAAUGUAUCGCGGGCAUACUGCGAACGCGACGAGGUCACGGAUGUACCUAAGCGCUCUGUAUAAAUGUAACAUGAUAAUUUAUCCAUGGAAGUAUACCAUAGCGAAAUAAAAAUGAUUUCAGUAUUUA